AUGCUGAGCUCGGGGUCAGCGCGGAGGCAGAAGCAGCGCAAAGUGCUGUUGAUGGGCAAGUCGGGCGCAGGCAAGUCGUCUAUGCGCUCGAUUGUCUUCAGCAACUACGUGGCCAAGGAUGUCCGGCGAUUGGGAGCGACCAUCGAUGUCGAGCACAGUAAUAUUCGCUUCAUGGGCAAUCUCAUGCUCAACCUAUGGGAUUGUGGAGGACAGGAUGGCUUUACGGAGUCGUAUCUCACCAACCAACGCUCAAGCGUCUUCGCAUCCGUCGCCGUCUUGAUCUUCGUCUUUGAUGUUGAAUCGCGCGAGUUCAAUGCCGACCUCAUCAACUAUGCCUCGAUUGUCCAAGCCCUCCGCGAGAACUCGCCGCAAGCAAAGAUCUUUGUGCUGAUCCACAAGAUGGAUCUGAUCAUGUCCAACAUGCGCGAUGUUGUCUUCGCCGAGAGAAGCGACGCAAUCCGCCAGAUCAGCAUAGAACAUGGUUUCGGCCGUGACCAACAAGAUGCUGGGAAAGACGUCGACUUUUGGGGCACGAGUAUCUGGGACCAGAGCUUGUACAAGGCGUGGACACAAGUCAUCUACUACCUCGUGCCCAACGCCGGCGCAAUCGAGAACCUGCUGCGCCAACUCGCUGAGGUCAUCGAUGCUCACGAGUUGAUCCUCUACGAACGCACAACCUGCCUCAUGGUCACCCACGUAUCACGCCCUUACGAAGCAGACGGCAACCCACAUCCCGACCGCUUCGAACGCCUCUCCUCCAUCCUGAAAUCCCACAAGCAUUCAGUCGCCAAACACACAGGCAUGCCCGCCGGAUCAGCCAACUUUGCCGAGCUACAGAUCAAGACUGGUGAAUUUAUGUUCUUGAUCACUCGUCUUAGUGAGAAUACAAACUUGGCUGUUGUCAUGGGCAGCGGCGAGGCCAUGUACAAUGCUGCGAGAAUCAACAUCACCAACGCACGCGACAAGUUCGCCGAACUGGACAUCGCCAGCAAAAGUCGCGAAAAGGCCGAGACCAGAGCCUAA
Molecule: messenger RNA, 1023 nt
Organism: Aureobasidium pullulans EXF-150
Lineage: Eukaryota; Fungi; Ascomycota; Dothideomycetes; Dothideales; Saccotheciaceae
Product: GTP-binding protein GTR1
Exons: 2
Coding region: 1-1023 (340 amino acids)
Biological process (GO): positive regulation of TOR signaling; cellular response to starvation; regulation of autophagy
Cellular component (GO): Gtr1-Gtr2 GTPase complex; fungal-type vacuole membrane; nucleus
Molecular function (GO): GTPase activity; GTP binding
Source: RefSeq, a predicted model, not a curated record